Messenger RNA from Trichomonas vaginalis G3, 654 nucleotides. RefSeq lists its product as uncharacterized. Bases 1 to 654 code for a protein of 217 amino acids. The record is from RefSeq and is a predicted model, not a curated record. The transcript has a single exon. Lineage: Eukaryota; Parabasalia; Trichomonadida; Trichomonadidae.
AUGAAUGACGGUCUUAAGAUUAAAUUUACCCAAAUUCACAGACAAAAAGCCAUUGCUGACAUCCUAGAUUUCAGAUAUGUCGAUGAAGUUGCCAGAAAAUCCAGAGAUACCAACAACGAGAACCACAUUUGCAUCAAAGCUCUUUCAUCUCCGAGUGGGAACCCUGCUGAAUACAUUCUGACACUUAUACAAGACUCACAGAUGUAUUUCAAGAGGCAGAGGAGAAUGAGGAAGCUUGAGAAGCAGAUGGAGCCAACAGUUGCCGCACAACACAUUUCAGGAAAAUUUGUUGAUGACCAAGGAAACACUCAUCCACCAGAAAUCGACUUGUUUGUUGGCCAAGACUUGAAAUCAUCUAUUGGUCUUGACAAAGUCUGGUUCCCUCUUUCAUUCACGCAGAAACAAGUCAUGGACAAAUGCAAGGAAGUUCUCGGAUUAAACAACAGAAAAGAAGAGUUCAUUCCUUUGAUUUACUUCGAGAAAAGACCUCAAUAUCUUACAUCGGAUACCAUGACUCUCCAGGAAUUGAACAUCACAAGGCCUGCAUACGUAUUCCUUUCUCCGAGACAGAUCAACAUCAAUGUCACUUUCAACUUUGAAACGAAAGAAUUUUCAGUUGACGCAACAUGGAAAGUUAAAGAAAUCAUUUCUUAG